This is a messenger RNA of Gallus gallus (chicken), 3968 nucleotides long. RefSeq names its product arylsulfatase D (gene ARSD). The transcript has 21 exons. NCBI's taxonomy places the organism in Eukaryota, Metazoa, Chordata, Aves, Galliformes, Phasianidae. Bases 243 to 3446 code for a protein of 1067 amino acids. The record is from RefSeq and is a predicted model, not a curated record. Gene Ontology annotation, molecular function: arylsulfatase activity.
CUCUUCCCAGCAGGCCAGUGCGUCCCGGGCCCUGCAGCCCUGCUCGGCCUCUCUUUGCAGCCAGGCCUCACAGGACGAAGGGAGCUCACUCGAGGCUGGAGGAACUGCCUGGAGCUGAGCUGCCGUGAGGGACGAAGGGCUGAUUUUCCCACAGUUCUGGACUUUCAGCUUGCUGUAGUCAAAGCUGAAGAAAAGUGGGGUGUGACAAGGUGCCUAGAAAAAGGAUCGCUGCCUAACAGGAGAUGAUUGCAGUCCUACCUUGCACAGCCAUCGCUGCCAUUCUAUUCAGGACGUACUUCCUAAUGGCAUUGACUUCAUGUUUACUCUGGAACAUAUUUGGCUUUAGUACAGCUGUGGAUUCUAAACCCAACAUACUUUUGUUCCUUGCUGAUGAUCUUGGCAUUGGCGAUGUAGGAUGUUAUGGGAACAAUACCAUAAGGACCCCAAACAUUGACCGCCUGGCAAGAGAAGGAGUGAAGCUUACUCAGCACAUUGCCGCAGCUCCACUCUGCACCCCAAGCAGAGCAGCUUUUCUCACUGGCAGAUACCCCAUCAGAUCAGGGAUGGCUUCCAGCAACCGAUACCGAGCACUGCAGUGGAAUGCUGGGUCAGGAGGGCUCCCUGCAAAUGAAACAACUUUUGCCAGACUUCUACAGCAACAAGGCUAUACCACUGGGCUGAUAGGAAAGUGGCAUCAAGGUGUAAACUGUGAAUCCUUCAGUGAUCAUUGCCACCAUCCUCUAAAUCAUGGGUUUGACUACUUUUAUGGCAUGCUUUUUACACUUCUAAACAACUGUCAAGAAAACAAACCUCCAGAGCUGGAUGUAGCCCUUCAAGCCAAGCUUUGGCUUUACAGUCAGAUAAUUGCCUUCGCUGUGCUUACUCUUGCUGCUGGAAGACUGACUGGUUUGGUUUCCAUCCGCUGGAAGAUAAUUGCCUGUUUCACUUUGGCGGGCUGCCUUUUCUUCAUUUCUUGGUACUCCAGUUAUGGCUUUGUGCAGCGUUGGAACUGCAUCCUGAUGAGGAACCAUGAUAUCACUGAGCAGCCAAUGAGGUUAGAGAGGACUGCCUCCCUCAUGCUGAAGGAGGCAAUAUCAUUUAUCAAAAGAAACAGAAACGGACCAUUCCUUCUCUUUGUUUCCUUUCUUCAUGUUCACACACCCCUCUUCACCACAGUGAAGUUUCUUGGGAAAAGCCAUCACGGUUUGUAUGGAGACAAUGUGGAAGAAAUGGACUGGAUGGUGGGCAAAAUUUUAGAUUUGCUUGACAAGGAAGGUUUGAAAAAUCAUACGUUCACAUACUUUGCCUCUGAUCAUGGAGGACACUUGGAAGCUCAGGAUGGUUCUGCCCAGAUGGGUGGCUGGAAUGGCAUUUAUAAAGGUGGAAAAGGCAUGGGAGGUUGGGAAGGAGGGAUCCGUGUGCCAGGAGUAUUCAGGUGGCCAGGAGUGUUACCUGCAGGCACAGUUAUCAAUGAACCUACAAGUCUGAUGGAUAUUUUUCCCACAGUUGUUCAUCUGGCUGGAGGAAUAUUGCCUCAGGACAGGGUAAUCGACGGACGAAACUUGAUGCCUUUACUCCAAGGAAGAACUCAAAAGUCAGAGCAUAAGUUCCUCUUUCACUACUGUGGAUCCUACUUGCACGCAGUGCGGUGGCACCAAAAAGACAGGGAAGCCAUGAAGUUUACCAGGGAAGACAGCGGUAAGAAAAUGAGCUGCCUAAGCAUUUGGCUCAUUUUGUGCUUGUUUCUAAGAAGCUGUGUAUCAAGUCCUCCAAAACCCAAUUUUCUACUGAUACUGGCUGAUGAUCUUGGGAUUGGAGAUGUGGGUUGUUAUGGCAAUGAUACUAUCAGGACACCUCACAUUGAUGGUCUGGCAAAGGAAGGAGUGAGACUUACUCAGCACAUUGCUGCAGCUGCUGUCUGUACUCCCAGCAGAGCAGCCUUCCUGACUGGCAGAUACCCCAUCAGAUCAGGCAUGGCAUCCAGCACAGAACGGCGCAUUCUUUUUUGGAAUGGAUGUUCUGGUGGACUCCCACCAAAUGAAACUACUUUUGCCAGAGUACUGCACCAGCAAGGUUAUUCUACAGCACUUGUAGGGAAGUGGCAUUUGGGUGUGAACUGCAAAUCCCACCGUGAUCACUGCCACCACCCUUUAAAUCAUGGUUUUGAAUAUUUUUAUGGCAUGUCUUUUACCAUUUUGAAUGAGUGUCAAGGCACUGAUGACCCUGAACUGGCCAAGUCUUCGCAAGAUACAUAUUGGCUUUACACACAGAUAAUCUUUAUUGCAGUGCUUACGCUUUUGUUUGGAAAACUUACCCACUUAUUCUCAGUAAAAUGGAAAAUAAUAGUAUGUGUGACCAUCUUUGGUCUCCUGUAUUUCCUUUCCUGGUUCUCCAGCUAUGGAUUCACCAAAUACUGGAACUGUAUUAUGAUGAGAAAUCAUGAAAUCACAGAACAACCAAUGAAUCUAGACAAAACUACUUCUAAUAUGUUGAAGGAGGCAGUUUCAUUCAUUGAAAGAAACAAGCAUAGACCGUUUCUUCUCUUUUUGUCCCUCUUACAUGUUCACACCCCACUUAUUACCACAAAGGAGUUUCUGGGAAGAAGCAGGCAUGGCCUAUAUGGAGAUAAUGUAGAGGAAAUGGACUGGAUGGUGGGUAGGCUUCUGGAUGUUAUUGACAAAGAAGGCUUGAAGAACACCACAUUUAUUUAUUUUGCAUCUGAUCAUGGAGGAUCUGUAGAAGCUCACAGAGGAAAUGUCAGAUUGGGUGGAUGGAAUGGUAUCUAUAAAGGUGGAAAAGGAAUGGGAGGCUGGGAAGGAGGGAUCCGUGUUCCAGGAAUAGUUAGAUGGCCUGGAGCGUUGCCUGCAGGCAUAGUUAUCAGCGAGCCAACAAGCAUUAUGGACAUUUUCCCAACAGUGGUUCACCUGGCUGGAGGGAUAGUGCCUCAGGACAGGGUAAUCGAUGGGCGCACCUUGCUGCCAUUACUGCAGGGGACAGUGCAGCACUCCGAGCAUGAGUUCAUGUUUCACUACUGUGGUGUGGUUUUGCAUGCAGUACGGUGGCACCAGAAAGACAGAGGUACCAUAUGGAAAGCUCAUUACGCUACUCCACUGUUCAAACCAGAAGACUCUGGAGCUUGCUUUGAAAGAGGAAUUUGCCCGUGUUUUGGGGAUGGUGUAACCCAUCAUGACCCUCCACUGCUGUUUGAUCUCUCACAAGAUCCUUCAGAGGAAAAUCCCCUAUCCACGGACACUGAGCCUUUGUUUGAUUCUGUAACGAAGAGAAUAGGAAAAGCUGUAGAAGAGCACCGUAAGACGCUGACUCCAGUCCCACAGCAGCUGUCUCCUUACAAUAACGUGUGGAAGCCGUGGCUGCAGCCAUGCUGUGGCACAUUUCCAUUCUGUUGGUGUGAUAAAGAAACCAAGAAAGCCGAUGACACACUUUAAUAUCGAAAUCAAAAUAGAGUUAGUUGAAGAAGAAAAAAAAAAAAGCAAUUUUCACAUUCACAUGCCUACAGCCAUAUAGAGAUAAGGGACAAAUUACACCAGAAUAAUUGAAAGGGACGUUCUUGCUGCUUUUUUGUUCAAUCUUUCUUCAUUAGGCCUGUACUUUCAAGCAGUUUUUAAAGAAAUGCUCCAAACACGCUCUGCUCAUGUGACCUGUAUAUCCUGUGCCUCAAAUGGUUCUAAAUCAAAUACACAGAUAACUGAACCAAAAUGUCUUUCCUUACUAAUUUUCAACUUAACAAAACUAUGAAUGACAAGAGAUUAAACUUGACGUGCUGCUGUUUAUGCAGGUAAUAUGCUUGUUAAGGCAACAGGUCUGUACCCAAGAGGAUCUCUCUUCAAGAUCUUGCCCUUUUAAUGAAAAAGCCGUUGUGUGCUUAACAGCACAGCUGUGCAUUUAAUUUGGAAACACGCCAAAACACGGUGGCCUCAAAGAAAUAAAAACAUUCUAGCUUAUAGCAA